AUGGUAUAUGCAAACCUUAUACAAGCUUGUACCAUGCUGCAAGCCCUUAUCUUAGCGAUGUCAAUAAAGAAGAGCGUUAUUUUGAAUGGCCACCCUGGACAGUUCCAACAACCAGGGAGGGUAGCACUGGUGAGACAAAGAAAUAUGAUUGCAUUGCAAAAAGAUGGACAGGAUUGGUGGAAAAUUGAACUCAAAUACUCUACUGAAGUUCUUGUUGGAAACUGGCUGGAAGAGAGGAAAAGGUUUGUAAAAGACACUGGGAAACUCGGCAGCAGUAUAUACAGAACAGACUUCAUUUGCCUUCCAGAUCACAAACCCAACCAAACACUAAGGAGAACCAUGAUGGAAAAAAAUGAGAAAUUUCAAAUGUAGGGCUGUGGCCUGCCAAUGUGGCACUUCUUUGCCCAUCAUGAGGAACCAAGAAGCCAGAAUUUACUAUUGGAGUAUGAUGACAAAUACAAUAGACACGGUUAUAACUCUGUGCUGCCUCCUCUCCGCAGCUGGAAUGGUCGCAAGUUUGCCUGGAUUCCUCAGAAAUCAGAUUUCCCCAUUCUUGCACCACCCACCAACUAUGGCCUUCUUGAGCACCUGAUGAAAAAAUGGCACAAGAAAGAAGCUGGAGUGAUGAACAGUGUCUACACCAUUUCCUAUGAAAGCCCACCGAUUUCUGCUUUUCCUACUCGUCAGCCGAGACAGCCAGCUAAAACUCAUGACCUCCCUUCCAACCAGGGCCAGCUUCCCCAAAACAUUAGUAGAAUCCUGGACUGUGAAGGGGGUCAGAAAUAUCUGCAAGCCAUCAGCCAACUCGUGAGAGACAGAAAAGCAAGGGACGCCUCUGUGUAA
This is a messenger RNA of Cariama cristata (Red-legged seriema), 843 nucleotides long. It is a transcript of the gene CFAP107, whose product is annotated as chromosome unknown open reading frame, human C1orf158. The transcript is spliced from 5 exons. The record is from RefSeq and is a predicted model, not a curated record. NCBI's taxonomy places the organism in Eukaryota, Metazoa, Chordata, Aves, Cariamiformes, Cariamidae.